Messenger RNA from Amaranthus tricolor (Joseph's coat), 1284 nucleotides. Its product is annotated as protein FAR1-RELATED SEQUENCE 5-like. The transcript has 7 exons. The record is from RefSeq and is a predicted model, not a curated record. Lineage: Eukaryota; Viridiplantae; Streptophyta; Magnoliopsida; Caryophyllales; Amaranthaceae. Bases 1 to 1284 code for a protein of 427 amino acids.
AUGUCUGCCUCAUUUACAUGUUCAAAUCUUGUAAACUUCUACCUUAAGAAAAUUAGAGGAUUAAGAUUAUUGCUCAUUGGUUUAAGUAAGAACAAUCAUAAAGAAAUUAUGCGAGAGAACAAUUAUAUUAAGAUUCAACCCAAGAUAGAUUAUAAUUUGAUGAGUUCUUUAAGCUUCAUUAAUGGCGGAUUUACAUUGCUCAUGUUUUCAAUUGGGAAAGAUAAGGAUGCAUACGAAGCACAUAGCAACGCCAUUUGCUUGUAUGUAGGCAUUUCAACUCAAACAAUAGAAGAGCUUAAGAAGCUAUACAUGUCACAUGCACGAGUAACGGGUUUUAGCAUUAAAAAAUACAACCAAAGAACAAGAAAUGAUAUUGUUGUAGAGAGUUACUAUGUGUGUUCAUGUGAAGGUAAAACACACCAUGUAGAUCCUUCAACUCAAGCACUAGAAAAUCCAAAAAAGUCAAAAAAGAUGAAACUCAUCCCAACAACAAGAUAUGAUUUUAAGCACAUCAUCUUGCACACACAUGAGCUUACAAGGGCUGAAUGGCAGCACCUUCAUCGUUCUGAAAGGCAAGUAUCAGUUGUAGAGAAGAUUGAUACCAUUAAAUCAUUUGAAGAGGCAAGCAUCAGACCAACCACUGCUUAUAGAUAUUUGUCUCAAGAUGUAGGAGGUGAUGAGUACUUAGGGCAUACACUAUCCGACCAUAUAAACUAUGUAAAUCGGUUGAAGAUGAAAGCAGUAGAAGAGGAUGAUGCUCAUACGGUAAUUGACAAGCUGAUAAAAGAAUCAAAAAAAAAGGAUCCCAAUUUUUACUAUCGUGUAAAAUUGAAUGAACAAGGACAACUUAUAACUUUAUUCUGGAGUGAUAGUAUGAUGAUGGAGGACUACAAAAUUUACGGAGAUGUGGUCAUAUUUGACACAACCUACCGCACCAAUAGCUAUAAUCUCAUAUGUGGUCUUAUAGUGGGGAUUAAUAAUUAUUGGAAAACUGUUAUGUUUGGGUGUGCAUUUAUCGCCGACGAAAAAGUGGAAUCAUUUGAAUGGGUUCUUGGUCAAUUUAAGAAAGUUAUGAACAAUAAAUCCCCAAUGUCAAUCUUCACUGAUCAAGACUUUGCGAUGUCAAAAGCAAUUGAAAAGGUGAAAAAUAUUUGGUCUUGUUUUUUCGGAUACAAACAUAGAUUAUGCUUGUUGCACUUACUAAAAAAUGCAGUUUCACGAUUUGGAUCGUUGAAGUCAAAUGCAGGCUUCAAGGAAGCAUUUCAUAGAUGCUUGAUGGGAUGA